This is a messenger RNA of Macrosiphum euphorbiae (potato aphid), 309 nucleotides long. NCBI's taxonomy places the organism in Eukaryota, Metazoa, Arthropoda, Insecta, Hemiptera, Aphididae. The record is from the annotation of a GenBank genome assembly.
AUGGCACAUCUAGAGUCAGGUCAUUCAUACGUCUCGGUCGAGUUUGAAAUAUUCGGAAAAGUACAAGGAGUGUACUUUACCAAAUAUUGCAGAGAUCGAAGCACUGAACUUGAUAUUGUCGGAUGGGUAAAAAACAGUAAAAGAGGCACUAUAAUGGGCAAAAUGCAAGGACCAAAAGCAAAUGUUGAAGGAAUGAUCGCAUGGUUGUCAAACGAAGGAAGUCCCGGAAGUAAAAUUGAGCGGUGUGAUCUAAUGAACUUUGAAUAUUUGGCAAGGAAAGAGUUCAAUGGAUUUAGCAUAAGAUUUUAA